GGAGGGAUCGCAAAUGGAGGAGGAGUUAAAGUACAACGGUUAAAGGCGCGUCAAACUGUCUGCUAGUGCAUUCCGUGAGGUUGCAACUUUAAGGUGCGUCUAUAUCUCCUUGCGAAGCGUCGUAAUAAACCUGCUGCUACUAUAUCGCAAUGGCUGAUCAACUGACAGAGGAGCAGAUUGCCGAGUUCAAAGAGGCUUUCUCGCUCUUUGACAAGGAUGGCGAUGGCACUAUCACCACCAAAGAGCUGGGCACUGUCAUGCGCUCUCUUGGCCAAAACCCCACAGAGGCUGAGCUGCAGGACAUGAUCAACGAGGUGGAUGCUGAUGGUAAUGGAACGAUAGACUUCCCAGAGUUCCUAACCAUGAUGGCGAGGAAGAUGAAGGACACCGACAGUGAGGAGGAGAUCAGAGAAGCAUUCCGUGUCUUUGACAAGGAUGGGAACGGUUACAUCAGUGCUGCUGAGCUGCGCCACGUGAUGACAAACCUUGGGGAGAAGCUAACUGAUGAAGAGGUUGAUGAGAUGAUUAGAGAAGCAGACAUUGAUGGUGAUGGCCAGGUCAACUAUGAAGAGUUCGUACAAAUGAUGACGGCGAAGUGAAGGCCUUGUACAGAUAUUUCUUAUAUAAAUAACUUGCCUUUUUUUCUUUGUAAUUUAUCUGUAAAAUCUUAAUAGCCCUCCCUGCUGUCCAAAGGAACUGCAUGUAAACUGCAUAGGCUCUGAGUCCCCAUGUCCCUUUCUUUUGCUGUCAUCGUGUUUUGGAGUGACGGCACAGUUGUAAUAAGGAAUGCCCGUCGCAGCCCCAGGGAUUGGCCAGAGCUUAGAACCGUCACGUCUGCUCAGCUCCAGAUGCGUGGUGACGGUGGAGACCUGUCAGCUGGUUGUCACUUGGCAACACUGUUGGAAUGGAAACAGUGUAGAGGAGUCAACACUGCAUGGACUACGGACAAAGUAUAUGAAAUCUCUCAGCAUUGCACUACUGCAAAAAAUGACUGGUGUAUCUUCUAGAUACUCAUACAAACUCUUUUGUAUCUGCUGUUCUAUACCAGAAAACAACUUUUAAUCUUACUAUGCUUUUUAAUGUUUUACUCACUUUUCUUUUAUGGCCUUUGGCCAUGCUUCAACUAAUUCAUUCCAAGUUGUAUAUUUUUGUUUUCCAAUAAAAUUUACAAUUUACCCAGA
Messenger RNA from Salmo salar (Atlantic salmon), 1181 nucleotides. Its product is annotated as calmodulin-1. Lineage: Eukaryota; Metazoa; Chordata; Actinopteri; Salmoniformes; Salmonidae. The record is from RefSeq and is a predicted model, not a curated record. Gene Ontology annotation, molecular function: calcium ion binding. Gene Ontology annotation, cellular component: myosin II complex.